AUGAGAACACCAGAAGCACAUCAUAUCACUCCAGUGCAACCACCAUCAAUGGUUCGCAAUUCUAUUAUGAUGAGAACACCAGACGUACAACCAAUGCGACCAUCAGUGAUGCAACAAUCUCGCAAUUCCUUUAGUGUUAUAGAAGGUUCAAUUAACCCUCAUCAAGAAGAUGCUGGUUUCAACGUUUCUGGUUUAAUUCAAGACUCCACUAGCAUGAGCACGAGUCCACAACCUGUUCGGUCACGUGUCUCUAGAUCAAACUCCCAAAACACUUCAAUGAGCAUGAGUCCUCGACCUGUUCGUAUCCGUCGACCACCGGCAUAUCUGAAGGACUACCUAACGGGGGGAGGAGUGUUAUUUCCAGUUAAACGAAGGAGAGGACGCCCGCCUAAGUCUGAACAGUUACGUCAAGAAAUUGUAAAAUUCAAAUGUGAAACAUGCCCUAGAGAAUUUAACACUCUGCCUGGGCUGCAACGUCACGAGUCUAGUUGUCGCAAGAUGAACCCUCGCAAAGGCAAGCAGCUAGCUGAUGACUCUGACGGCUACACUCCCAAUGUGCCUAUCUACAACAAACAGCUAAACAUCAAUCAGAUACUAGAAGGAACCCUUGAAGGAGAUCAGGUCGCCAUAGAGGCAGUUGAUGUGAAAGACCCUUACGCUUUUGAAGAGGGAAGGUGCCAUUGUUGUGGAGAAGAUAUUGAAACAGCUCACAUGGGAGGAGAGUUUGAAUGUACAGAAUGCCAGAAACUGUUCAGACUUAAAUCGUCACUGGAAAGACAUCGAAGAGUGAUUCAUAACGAGGGUGACUCCUACAAGUGUCCAGAAUGUGAUGCUAGAUGUCCUGACAAGGGCACACUUGCUCGUCACAUGUACACUCAUACUGGUUUGAAGCCAGUCUCUUGUCCUGUUUGCAACACUAUGUUUAGCAGGAAAUACCAUCUCAUCAGGCAUAAUUACCAGACUGGCUGUGACGGGUCUAAGAGGCCCACCUUCCCUUGUCAGGUGUGUGGUCGGGUGUUUAAUCGCAAAGACAAUCUAAGAGAGCACCUGCGGGCUCAUGCUGGUCAGACCAAGCGCAAGAAGAGAUACACUUGUGAGGAGUGCAAUGAGGAGUUUGUAGGUCUACAGACACUCACAAUGCAUAGGAGAUCCCACACAGGGGAUAAACCAUGGCCGUGUGAUUUCUGUCCCAAACAGUUCCCAUCUCAAGGAGCUCUGAAGAAGCACAGAAGAAAACAUACAGGAGAAAGGCCUUAUGAAUGUAGUUAUUGUUAUGCGAGGUUUGCUGCCAAAGAGACUCUGAACCGUCACCUACGCACUCACACUGGAGUGAAGCCCCACACUUGUCAAUAUUGUGGCAAAGGCUUCAUACAGGCUUCCCAGCUGCGAGCUCACAUCUUCCACCACUCAGGUACUACUCCCAUAUCAAUGAUACAAGGCGUGAUACAAAAUAAUAGGGGCUUCACCUGUGAUCAAUGCGGCAAGUCCUUCAACCGCAAGCAGCGCCUGCAGCUGCAUGUCAAGUACGUUCAUGAAGGCGCAGAGCCAUUCAGAUGUGACACCUGCAGUCGCACUUUCCUACGCAAGGAGGACCUUGCACGGCACCAGCUCCUGCAUUCUGGUGUUAAAGAACACAAAUGUCCUAUAUGUGGUAAGGCAUUUGCCAUGAAGUCUUCUCUGAAAAUCCAUCUUUUGACACAUACCAAGGAACCGCCAAGAUCAUGUGACGAGUGUGGUAGAGCAUUCAUUCGUCAGGACUGUCUUCUGCGUCAUAUGCGUACCAAACAUCGUGACAUGUUGGAGGAGAUCAUGCAGGAAGCAGAGAAGAAGAAGUUACAACAGCAGCUGCUUGCAGCAGCUAAUCAAGCAGCUCAGGAACUGCCUACAGAAGAGCCUCAUGUCCUUACAGAGGACAGCCUGGCAGAGAACGUGAGGCAGCUGCUCACUCUGCUGGUAGACGAGACCACACUCAAGGCCUUCGGUUGGCCAGAUGCGUCGGUUGACAAGUUACUGGAAGCAGUGAUCCGUCGUUGUGGUCAUCAGCCUGCUGGGUUCCCUGACAUGCCCUACGCAGACCGACUGCGGGAGAACGCCAAACUGCUCUUCACUGUGGUCAUUGACGACAAUGCUGUCAAAACUCUACUCAACAACCAGACUGUGGAUGAAGUGAUCCUGCAUGUGCUGCGACUUGCCAAGCCAUAAAACUGAGACCAUAACAUAGGUCAUAAAGAUUUUUUAUAGAAAACUAAUUUUAACACUAGUUUUACAGGAUUACUGACAAUUAUUCUAAAAAUUUCGAAAUAUAAUGCAAUUGAAUUUUUUUUUAAUUAACAAAACAAUAGCCUGACAACUUAAACACGUAUUGUACAGUUUUGAACUGUUUCUUAAGAUCGGUUUAACUGUCUUACUUUCAGCCACUUUGUAUUCAAUUUAUAAACUGAACUGACUACGACUUGUUACGAUUGUGUGCAGUUAUCUGCCUCUGGUCAUGGUGCUGUGCAUCUCAACUGCAGAGAAAAGUUUUUGUUGCCGUUUAAUUUUGUUGAUUUUGAAUUAAGUUUGGAAUUUGUUCUUUAUUCUUCAUGUUAACCAUUCAAAACAUAUAGAAAUUGUAUAAGUAAGAAGGGAAACUGGGGAGUGUUUCCAUUUGUUUUAUAAAGUAGUAGGAUACUUUGCUUGUAAAGCUAUUUUUUAGCCUUACAUUUAUAGACAGGUCUCCAGCUGUGCAGUAUUACAUCAAAUGGUUUGUUGUUCACAUACUUGCUGGCAAGUCUCUUCCUGCCUUAAUGUGUAGUCUGAAUUUGUAUUUUUAAUAUUCGUAUACAUGCACAUAUUUUUAUAGAAGUGAUAAGUAAUAUAUAUAUAUAUUCAGAUUUCAAAUUAUUAUAUGUAUUAUAAACCAUAUUUGUAUUUAUACGCAAUAAUGUAUUAAUAGUUAGAAUCGAAGGAAAAGGUUGGGGAUAAUAUUUUAUAUAUUUGAUAUAGUAAUGAAAUCUGUAAAUAAUAUUUUUACUCUGAGUUAAUUACUAUGAUUAUUGAGGGUGUUUUAGCCCAGAGAUGGUAAGAACACUUCUAUGAAGUGUACACAAGAGUUUAAGCCUUAUUAUGGAUUUACUCAAUGAAAGUGAUUUUCUUGCGUCCUACUAAGAUAUUUUAAACAUUUUUUUUACUAUUAAUGCAAAAACAAUGAUAACAUUGGUAAGGGUUGUUUUAGUCGUAGAACUAUGUAGUCUCUGGGUGUAGAUGCUAUUAAAAGUCUUCUGUCUAUUGUCGACUUCAAAACACAGGAUUUUAAUGUCAUUAUAUAAUAUUUAACUAAUUAUGCUGUUGAUAAUAAUAUGUUUGUGUAUUUUUAUUUUAUGAGAGAUUUUGAAACUUGACAUAUUUUAAUAACACAUCAGUUUUUAUAUUAUUAUUUUUUUUGUAAAUCUUGCAUUUUAAGGUUAUUAAAUCCAUAUUGUUUUAUUAAUGAAAUAAUUAAUUUUAAUCCUUUGGUAUGCGAUAUAAAUUGUUAGAUCGCAUUAUCCUAAACAUUUGAUGUAUUAUUUGAUUAUUUAGCAAUAUGUGCAAAUGAUGCAAAAGGAGUAUCUGAAGGUAUUUUUCCUCUGUUACAAAUUUAGUUUUUGUACAAUUACAAUUAUAAUAACUUAUGUAUGAAUUGUGAUUUUAUCACUUUUAAUUGAAGUCCAAUUUUUUAAGUGGUGUCAAUAUUAUACAACUAUUGAACGUUACACACUGAAAAUCAUUUGUAGCUUAAGCCUAUAAAUUGAACCCUUUCCUAACAAAAAACCCAAUGCCAGAAAGAUUUGACAGUUUAAGUAAACAUAAACUGGAGAAAAGUACAGAUGGUUUACUUGGAUAUGCACAACAUUUAUUUUACUGUGCCAAAAUGGGAUUCUUAUCUUUUUAAUGUGGUAUUUAUAAUGUUAACUGGCAUAUGUUAUAAAAGGUUUUUUUUAAGUAAUUAAUUCAAACAUGUUUAUUUAUUGGCGCUCUUGCUACAAAUUAUGUUCAAGAAUUGGUUGAGUCAUUUGGGUAUGGAAACUUAGGUACAAGGGAUGCUGGUCAAGUUGUAAUCAUGUAUCAUUAUACAAUUAAAUGGUUGUCAUUACCAUGUUUAAAUAUUUGUUUGUUAAUCAUUUUUUGAUUUGGGUAAGUGAACUAUUAACUGUAAUUUAAAUAUUAAGUUAAAUAAAGUAAUUUCUGUUACUUUUAUGAGCUUAUAAACCGAUAAUUUUUUAUAAAAAUCCUAUUUAUGAGAAACUGUUUUGUACAUAUAAAAAUAAAUUAGUUUAUUAAAUUA
This is a messenger RNA of Macrosteles quadrilineatus (aster leafhopper), 4303 nucleotides long. RefSeq names its product oocyte zinc finger protein XlCOF6-like. Gene Ontology annotation, cellular component: nucleus. The record is from RefSeq and is a predicted model, not a curated record. Lineage: Eukaryota; Metazoa; Arthropoda; Insecta; Hemiptera; Cicadellidae. The transcript is spliced from 14 exons. Bases 1 to 2202 code for a protein of 733 amino acids. Gene Ontology annotation, biological process: regulation of transcription by RNA polymerase II. Gene Ontology annotation, molecular function: RNA polymerase II transcription regulatory region sequence-specific DNA binding; DNA-binding transcription factor activity, RNA polymerase II-specific.